UAGAUACCGAGUGAUUCGGCGCUGAAAAGGAAGGAGAGUAGUUUAGCAAGGGUACAACACAGGCACUGCUAGCUGGGCCAGCAGCAACAAUAUUUAAAUCAGCGUCCACCAAGUUACCUUGCUUUCGAGCAUCGUGACAGCUCAGAGAUUGAAACAUGGCUGAUAAAGAGGUGUAUGAUGAUGCAGUGGAAGAAAGGGUCAUCAAUGAAGAGUACAAGAUCUGGAAGAAAAAUACACCUUUCCUGUAUGACCUGGUGAUGACUCAUGCAUUAGAGUGGCCCAGCCUUACUGUCCAGUGGCUUCCAGAUGUCCGCAGGCCAGAGGGAAAGGACUACACUGUCCACAGGCUGGUUUUAGGGACCCAUACAUCAGAUGAGCAGAACCACCUUGUGAUCGCCAGCGUCCAGGUACCUAAUGAUGAUGCCCAGUUUGAUGCCUCUCACUAUGACAGCGAGAAAGGAGCAGAGUUUGGUGGGUUUGGUUCAGUAAGUGGAAAAAUAGAGAUCGAAAUCAAGAUCAACCAUGAGGGAGAGGUAAACCGAGCCCGCUACAUGCCCCAGAAUCCCUUCAUCAUUGCCACCAAGACCCCCACAUCUGAUGUGCUGGUCUUCGACUACACUAAGCACCCGCCUAAACCAGAUCCCAGUGGGGAGUGUAAUCCUGACUUGAGGUUGAAAGGUCACCAGAAAGAGGGGUAUGGCCUUUCCUGGAAUCCCAACCUCAGCGGCAACCUUCUUAGUGCCUCUGAUGACCAUACCAUCUGUCUAUGGGACAUUGGAUCUGGCCCAAAGGAGGGGAAGAUUGUGGAUGCCAAGACCAUCUUCACUGGCCACACAGCAGUGGUAGAAGAUGUUUCCUGGCAUUUGCUCCACGAAUCCCUGUUUGGCUCAGUGGCCGACGACCAGAAACUCAUGAUAUGGGACACUCGAUCCAAUAACACAUCCAAAGCCAGCCACUCGGUAGAUGCUCACACUGCUGAGGUCAACUGUCUGAGCUUCAACCCCUACAGCGAGUUCAUUCUUGCCACUGGUUCUGCUGAUAAGACUGUUGCAUUGUGGGAUCUAAGGAACCUCAAACUGAAGCUCCACUCGUUUGAAUCCCACAAAGAUGAAAUUUUCCAGGUACAGUGGUCUCCUCACAAUGAGACGAUCCUGGCCUCUAGUGGCACUGACCGACGUCUCAAUGUCUGGGAUCUCAGUAAAAUUGGGGAGGAGCAGUCAGCAGAGGAUGCAGAGGAUGGCCCACCAGAACUGCUGUUCAUCCAUGGUGGCCACACAGCCAAGAUCUCUGACUUCUCCUGGAACCCCAACGAGCCCUGGAUCAUCUGCUCGGUGUCUGAGGACAACAUCAUGCAAGUCUGGCAGAUGGCAGAGAACAUCUACAAUGAUGAGGAGCCAGACAACACCCCUGCAUCAGAGCUGGAGGCUCAGGGAUCUUAACCCACCUCUCUCCAGGCACGACCCCUCCUCCACUCCCUGAGCUCCAACCUAGCCCAGUCUGUCAUUUCCCUCUCUAGCUUAACAUGAGUGCAAAAUGAAAAAUCUGCUCUCCAAUGUGGCGAGUUAGAGACAGCAUGGACUCUGCUCUUCCUAACAGACAGUUGGAUUUAGACUUUACCAUUGCUCAGGUCCCUGAAAGCACAUAAGCACUUGGAGUAGGAUGAGAUUUGAAAUGUUCUGCCUGCUCAGGUUGUAUUUCCGGAGUUUGAGGAUUUUAAGAGCAGAAAACCUUUUGUGCACAAAGUCACUGUAAGUUGUUAAGACCAGUUAAUCUGUUCAUUACAAGCAAGGAAAAUGAUAGGACGUAUUUACAUUUUGACUAAUGAAUAGCGAGGAAGCCACUGAAUUGGCUUCCCUGAGGAUGUAAACAUUCAAAGAAACCCAGACAACAGAAGAUGACCUGAGCACUUAAAUGCUUUUGGGAAACCUGGUCUACAUCCCUCUGAACUGUGAUUGCUGCCAUGCUGGUCAUGUCCAGAGAAACUUUAUUUGAUACCUUUUUUCACCCCUGUUGUGUAUUAGUGGCUUUUAAUUUGGUUAUCUAAUAUGAUAUUUAGCUGACACAUCACUGCUGUCCUUUUGAAGAAACAUUCCCUGUUGUGUUUGCCUAAAGGUACCUAAGCUCUUCAGUAUUUGGCAGGGACUUCAUUAGUGCACUUGAGGGAAAUGCACCUUUCUUAUCCUCUCCUCUUUCUGUUGUUACAUAAUAAAUUACCAUGUUUUGUUUCCUGCACCACAAAUUGCAAUAAAACUUUUGUAACUUUUCAAAAAGAAGUUUCUCAUUAAUGUAAAAUGUAAAUUUCUAGAUUGAACAGUGGCUGAACAGUUUUACUAUUCAUUUUUAAGAAAUGCUGCACAUACAAAUGACACCACCUGUUAAAUUCACUUCGAGGAAAUGACCCAAAAUGACUCAGUGAGGAAAUAACUCCAUCGUAAAUAAUAAUUGCAAAUCCUACAAAAUGUUUAUUGAAAAGCAAGACAGAGCUAUAAGAACAUUGUACAAUCAAAGGGGGUGUGGGCUUUUUUCUAGUAAAAAUAAAGCUCUCUGAAGCUA
Lates calcarifer (barramundi perch) is the source of this 2553-nucleotide messenger RNA. RefSeq names its product histone-binding protein RBBP7. Gene Ontology annotation, cellular component: ESC/E(Z) complex; nucleus; NuRD complex. The record is from RefSeq and is a predicted model, not a curated record. The transcript has 12 exons. NCBI's taxonomy places the organism in Eukaryota, Metazoa, Chordata, Actinopteri, Centropomidae. Gene Ontology annotation, biological process: regulation of gene expression. Gene Ontology annotation, molecular function: histone binding. Bases 156 to 1439 code for a protein of 427 amino acids.